AUGAUAAAAGAGGCAAAGAAGAAAAAGAACGAUUUCAUCUGCGUGUCUUUGAGCGGGCCGCCGAUACCUCAGAUUGAAACUGGGCAGUCCGAUGCUUUGAUUUGUAAUACAUCAGGACUACACUCACCCGGACGAUCAAACUACACUAUUACAUGCUUUGAUUUGUGGUGGGUCAAUCCUUAUGAAAGAGCUGGUCCAUCUACUUUCAUGGAAAUGAUUAGAAUGGUUCGAGCUGAUGGCCUCCUCUGUUUCAACACUGUGGUCUAUGAAUUAAGAGACUAUCAAGAGGAGAUAACAGAACUUGAAAAAGCUGGGAAGUGGAUCUGCUUGUCCAAAGAGACUUUACCUUUCAUUGCAACCAAGGGCUUGCCCGAAGAACGCGUGUGGUUCGUUUACAAAGUUUUGAAAAAUUGAGACACAUGCGCCAUGGCCGUUGAGCCUUUCACACCUAAGAUCUUAUUGAAAUUAAUUCUUCCCACUAACUUCGAACAAUAGCGUA
Molecule: messenger RNA, 499 nt
Organism: Pocillopora verrucosa
Lineage: Eukaryota; Metazoa; Cnidaria; Anthozoa; Scleractinia; Pocilloporidae
Source: RefSeq, a predicted model, not a curated record